UUGGCUCAGUGGCAAUUCAUCGAGGGGCCUAAUCGCGUUAAAAAAAAAUUAAAAAAGGUUAAUAAAAUGCAACGAAUAAGAAUGAAAGCCACUGGUACAAUUUUUUUCAUUUCGUGUGUGGUUAUGGCGAAUCUUCAAAAUGCAGAGAGUAAAAAAUUGUCCUUUGACGAAAUAAGGAAGGCUCUGCAGCCGGUGAAGAAGCAUUGUCUUGACAGGGUGGGCACGGAUCCAAAGUUGCCCGAUAAUGCAGUCAAAGGUAAUUUCGUAUCUGAUCGAAAAUUGCAAUGUUACUACAAAUGUAUGAUGCUGAAUACAAAAGUAAUGAAGAAUGACAAGAUAAUUGAAAAAGCUCUCUCAAAAAUAGCGGAACAUAUGUUACAGGAGGACUCUGUAUCACUUGUUUUAAAAGCGAUGGAAAAAUGUCAUUCAAUUGCAAUGAAAUCGAUGGAUGGAUGUCAGUUAGCAUAUGACUAUACCAAAUGCAUCUACGAUUAUAAUUCAAUGCUACUCAUUUACCCAUGAAGAUAUCUCUUUUAAUGGAUCUUUUAUUUGGAUAAUUAUGAAAGUGAUUUUAGCCACAUCUUACAUAAGACCUGUAGGAGCAUAAUAUGACCACACAUUAUGUAUCGAAUUAUGAAAAUCGAAACUACGCCAAAUAUAUAAAAUACA
This is a messenger RNA of Temnothorax curvispinosus, 669 nucleotides long. RefSeq lists its product as uncharacterized. Gene Ontology annotation, molecular function: dibutyl phthalate binding; odorant binding. The record is from RefSeq and is a predicted model, not a curated record. Gene Ontology annotation, biological process: olfactory behavior; sensory perception of smell. Bases 67 to 522 code for a protein of 151 amino acids. Lineage: Eukaryota; Metazoa; Arthropoda; Insecta; Hymenoptera; Formicidae. Gene Ontology annotation, cellular component: extracellular region. The transcript is spliced from 6 exons.